This is a messenger RNA of Camelus dromedarius (Arabian camel), 849 nucleotides long. It is a transcript of the gene PDX1, whose product is annotated as pancreatic and duodenal homeobox 1. Gene Ontology annotation, biological process: type B pancreatic cell differentiation; regulation of transcription by RNA polymerase II. The record is from RefSeq and is a predicted model, not a curated record. Gene Ontology annotation, cellular component: nucleus. Gene Ontology annotation, molecular function: RNA polymerase II cis-regulatory region sequence-specific DNA binding; DNA-binding transcription factor activity, RNA polymerase II-specific. Bases 1 to 849 code for a protein of 282 amino acids. The transcript is spliced from 2 exons. Lineage: Eukaryota; Metazoa; Chordata; Mammalia; Artiodactyla; Camelidae.
AUGAAUGGCGAGGAGCAGUACUACGCGGCCACGCAGCUGUACAAGGACCCUUGCGCAUUCCAGCGGGGCCCGGCGCCGGAGUUCAGCGCCAGCCCCCCUGCGUGUCUGUAUAUGGGCCGCCAACCCCCGCCGCCGCUGCCUCCGUUCCCCGGCGCCCUGGGCGCACUGGAGCAGGGCAGCCCCCCAGACAUCUCCCCGUACGAGGUGCCCCCGCUAGCAGACGACCCCGUGGUGGCUCACGUCCACCACCACCUACCGGCUCAGCUCUCGCUCCCCCAUCCGCCCUCCGGGCCCUUCCCGGAUGGAGCCGAAUCAGGCGCCCUGGAGGAGCCGAGCCGCGUCCAGCUGCCUUUCCCGUGGAUGAAGUCUACAAAGGCUCACGCGUGGAAAGGCCAGUGGGCAGGCGGUGCCUACGCGGCCGAGCCCGAGGAGAACAAGCGGACGCGCACCGCCUACACUCGCGCGCAGCUGCUCGAGCUGGAGAAGGAGUUCCUAUUUAACAAAUACAUCUCCAGGCCGCGCCGGGUGGAGCUGGCCGUCAUGCUGAACUUGACCGAGAGACACAUCAAGAUCUGGUUCCAAAAUCGCCGCAUGAAGUGGAAAAAGGAGGAGGACAAGAAGCGCAGCUGCGGGACCGUGUCCGCAGGUGGCAGGGACGCGGAGCCCGAGCAGGACUGCGCGGUGACCUCUGGCGAGGAGCUGCUGGCGCUGCCACCACCGCCGCCCCCCGGGGGUGCCGUGCCGCCCGCUGUCCCGGCCGCCGCCCGAGAGGGCCGCCUGCCGCCUGGCCUGAGUGCUUCGCCUCAGCCUUCCAGUGUCGCGCCCCUGCGGCCACAGGAACCCCGGUGA